AUGACAAAUUUGAUAGUCAAUUUGAGUGCCGGUCAAUUAGCGGCAGUUAUCGGAGGGGUUAACUUUUUAUUACCUCUUAUCAUUACCGGAGUUGGUGCCAUCCUAAUAAUGAUGAACGUUAGUAAUAGAAUGUCGGCUUUUGAAUGGACCGCAUUAAGUAAAUUAACAGAACAUAGUAUGCUUAGUUUUUAUGGUGCAGGUGGUCAACCUGUUUUAACAGGAAUUAAAAUAUGGGGUGAAGGAACAUACAAACGUAGCGUAAUAUAUAUACUUAUUGGAUUAUGCUUACUAGUAUUGUUUGGUGUAUCCGCAAUUGCACCGCUUGGGAUUCAAACUUGCAGCGUAACUUUCAACACAACUUCAACAGAAACUAAUGUUGUUGAGCCAGAUAUACUAAGUCGUGCUAUUAAUAACACUUUCUCUCCAAAACAAUUAUCACAAAUUAGAAUAUGUGGGGCAAUAACUUGGCAACCAUGUCCCGGAAUGAGAGAUAGAGUACAUACUGAUGACUCAUACGUAGCAGACUUUAAUAAGACGUAUAGUAAUAAUGCAUUGAAUUUUCGUCUGUUAAAGACUGGUAGUAAUGAUAAUGUCACAUAUCCUACAUAUGAUUUUAUGAUGGGCGUAGUAACAAGUACACAGACUGGUUACGGUAUUGUUGAUACGAUGAUCGUAGAUCAUGAUAAUGGUGGUUUUCUAGCAAGUCAUACUAUCCAACCUAAGCAAAAUGUCAAUAAGAAAUAUAACUGGUCAAUUAAAGGCCUAUGGCUACAACCAUAUGUCAGUUGUAAAUCAACUAAUAUUACUAAAAUCACUUGGCAAAAUGGUUCGUUUAGUUGGGCUGCUAAACUAGUCAUUAACCAAUCCGACGUACAACCUCCUGCAUUACAUCCACUUGGAGAUCAAGGCCAAAAUAUUGAUCUUUUAUCAAGGAGCAUUCGAUACAGUCAGUUAUUACAAUUCAUUAUUAGGCAGCAAAUGAAUAUGACUCUUAAUGGGACUUUUAUCGAAUCAAAAGAGUUUAGUGAUCUUACUAUUUUGGAGCCUAAAUCCAUUACUAAUAGUCUUCCUUAUAGCAUUAAUACAACAAAUAUAACAACUGCUAAUAUUUUAUGUUCAGGCUUUGGUGGCCAAGAUAAAAUUGCUAAUAAAAUAGUUGGUGUUAAAUGUUGGGAAUUAUUUGGCCCACCUAAUAUUACUGAAAGAGGAAUAGAACAAACUUUGUAUGGAUGUGCUGGCGCUGUUAAAGCCAGUGUAGAAGUUAUUAAUUUGCAAUCUAACUCGACAGGUGAUAUUAAUGUAUUGAAUAAACAAACUGUUCCAACGAAAUGGUAUAUUGAGAAUGGUAACCUUAAUAUUACUGACAUGGAUCCUUGGUGGGGUGGUGUUGAACUUGGUGUAAAUAUUCCAAAUAACAGUAUGUCUGUAAGUGAAAAUAGUCUUUGGUUACCAGCAGGUGGCACGUUCUUAUGGGGUGUUACUGCUGAUGCUCAAACUGCCGGUGUUGCUGGUAUAGUGUUGAACACCAUGACUGACUUUGAUAAUUCUAUAAACGGUUAUCGAGCAAAUG
Molecule: messenger RNA, 1570 nt
Organism: Racocetra fulgida
Lineage: Eukaryota; Fungi; Glomeromycota; Glomeromycetes; Diversisporales; Gigasporaceae
Source: the annotation of a GenBank genome assembly